Molecule: messenger RNA, 4669 nt
Organism: Schistocerca gregaria
Lineage: Eukaryota; Metazoa; Arthropoda; Insecta; Orthoptera; Acrididae
Gene: pnut
Product: septin-7
Exons: 9
Coding region: 171-2099 (642 amino acids)
Biological process (GO): cytoskeleton-dependent cytokinesis; cilium assembly
Cellular component (GO): microtubule cytoskeleton; cell division site; septin ring
Molecular function (GO): molecular adaptor activity; GTP binding; GTPase activity
Source: RefSeq, a predicted model, not a curated record
GCAGUCUGCCGCCGACCGCCGUUGGAGGCGCGAGAGUUGAGUGUGCUUAGAGUACUAGUUCGUGAUGCGCUCGUGAGUGGCGGAUACGCUCGCGCCGAACAAACAGUGUGUGUGCUGUGCGGAGAGAUCGCAGUGCCGACGGACGUGUGCGCUAGUCGCGUCGUGCGGGUAUGAGCGGCGCGACCCCGACGAGCAACGGCGUGGCCGGGUCAGCGGGCCCGCGGGCCACGCCCGGCUCGUACAUGUACACGAGCAGCUCGGGCCUGCUGCGGUCGACGGGCGAGCGCGCGGUGGCGCGGGCCGUGCCGCCGCCCACGCUGCCCAAGUACGCGUCGGUGGGCGGCGUGGGCUCCGGCGCGGGCCAGCCCUCGUCCUUCCGUCUAGCCAGCCUCGACCGGCUGGCGCACCGGCAGCGCCUCUUCGACCAGCAGCAGCCGGCGCCGCCGCAGCCGCCGCAGGACGCGCCGGCCGCCUCGCAGCCGCAGCCGCUGCAGAGCAAGCGGGAGCUGUUCUUCAAGAAUGAGCUGCCGGUGACGUCUUCGUCCGGCCCCACGUCGCUGCCCAACAGCAUCAGCAACAACAGCGGCGGCGGGGGCGGCCCGACGCACAACGCGUCGACGCCGUCGCCCGCGGCUCCCGCCCCCGCGCCGAGCCCGCAGCCCGCGGCGCCGCCGCCGGCCGCCCCCGCCGCCGCCAAGGAGCUGCAGCUGCAGCGGCCGCCGCCGCCCCCGCAGCCCGACAACAAGGAGAGCUACGCGGCGGCGCGCGCCGAGCGCGACAAGGACAGCUGCGCCGCCAGCAAGACGGAGCGCGAGCGCGUGCCCGAGCGCCGCACCAAGGAGCUCGAUGGCUACGUCGGCUUCGCCAACCUGCCCAACCAGGUGUACCGCAAGGCCGUCAAGCGCGGCUUCGACUUCACGCUCAUGGUGGUCGGUGAAUCAGGCCUUGGGAAAUCGACCCUGAUAAACUCCAUGUUCCUGGCAGACAUCUACUCCAAUGAGUACCCGGGCCCUUCACAUAGGAUAAAAAAGACUGUUCAGGUGGAAACAAGUAAAGUGUUGCUCAAGGAGAAUGGUGUGAACCUGACUCUUACUGUAGUUGACACGCCUGGCUUUGGUGAUGCUGUCGACAACAGCAAUUGUUGGCAACCAGUUAUCGAUUACAUCGAAUCAAAAUACGAAGAAUAUUUGAAUGCGGAGUCUCGAGUAAAUCGAAAAACUCUUGUGGACAACAGAGUCCACUGCUGCCUUUAUUUUAUAGCCCCAUCAGGCCACGGACUCAAACCAUUAGAUGUUGAGUUCAUGCAGAGGCUGCAUGACAAAGUAAAUAUCAUUCCAGUGAUAGCAAAGUCUGAUACCAUGACACCUGACGAGUGUACACAUUUCAAAAAACAGAUCCUGAAUGAAAUAUCACAACAUAAAAUUAAAAUCUAUGAAUUCCCGGACCCAGAGGAUGAAGAGGAGUCAAAAGUAAAUAAAACAUUAAAAGACAGAGUUCCAUUUGCUGUUGUUGGAUCAAACACUGUCAUUGAAGUAGAUGGCAAGAAAUUGCGGGGUAGGAAGUACCCUUGGGGAAUAGCUGAAGUGGAAAACCUCGAGCACUGUGAUUUCAUUGCAUUACGAGACAUGCUCAUCCGUACACAUCUUCAGGACCUGAAAGAUGUCACCAACAAUGUUCACUAUGAGAACUUCAGGUGUAGAAAACUUGCUGGUCUUGGGAGUGAUGGAAAGCCAACAAGGAUAUCAAAUAAGAAUCCACUAGCUCAGAUGGAAGAAGAAAAACGAGAACAUGAAGCAAAAAUGAAGAAGAUGGAAAUAGAGAUGGAACAAGUGUUUGAAAUGAAAGUAAAAGAAAAGAAGCAGAAACUUAAGGACUCAGAAGCAGAGCUUCAGCGUCGGCAUGAACAAAUGAGGAAAACUUAUGAACAGCAAGUGAAAGAACUUGAGGAGAAAAGACGAGAAUUUGAAAAGGAGAAACAAAUGUGGGAGCAGACAAACAAUGUGUCUUUGGAGGAUCUCAGGAGGAGAAGUCUGGAGGCAAACUCAAAGGAGACAAUGGAUGGAAAAGACAAAAAUAAAAAGAAGAAAGGAUUGUUCUAGUAUUACAAGAACUAGCUACAGUCAGUGCUGGUUUCGUUCAUCACUUGUUUAAGGUUGUUGUAAAGCAGAAAAAAGAUUCACUGUUUAUUUAUUUAUACGUUGUCAGUGUGCAUAUUUUACCAUUUACGUCCUUUGGUAAUUUGUAAGAAAUUCCUUAAUCUGCCUUUCCUUUGUACAGUGUUCAAUGCAUGGUCACAACCUAUCAGAUAAAACUUUUAUUUCUUCUAUGAUCUCAUUUUACCUUCUUGCUUACUGUACAAACUACUUUAUUUUCACAAAGAACAGUGCCAGUUAAAGCAAUUUUUUAUCUCAUUAUCUUACAGAACAGGUGUACAUAUGUGUUGCGAUAAGACCAUGAAUGCCUGCAUUAAUAAAAUAACUAUAUAUUCAAAUUUAGUAAACUUUAAGACCUUCACUGGCAUUUAGGUUAUCAAAAAUAAUAAUAAUAUUAUGCAUAAUAAAGUGCAAAAUUUCUAAAAGUGAAACAAGUGAGACUGAACAGUAAUGCUAUAGUUACAUAUUUGUAGUUCCUUUAUAUAUGAGGGAUAUAUACUUUCCUAGAUGAAGGCAUUAGUAAUUUUCAAGUACCUCUUCAGUAAAUACACAAUUUUAUAAAUUGGUCUAGUACUGGUAUAUAAAUACCCUUUGGAGCAGUGAGACUGUAAGUAUAUUUGAAUUUCCUACAGCAGAUAACCUUCAUAAGCAGUGCUCCAUGUUGGAAAUACAGAUUAAACUUUCUGGGAGAUGAAUGGGUGGGUUAUGAUCGAUAUUUCCUUAUAUUCUCACUAACAUUUUAAAUGUUUUGAACAGCCAUCAAACUAAAGUGUCCCACUACAUUAUUUUAAAAAAUGCGCUUCAGAUUUCAGGUAAUUGAUGGGGAAACAGAGCUUUCAGGCCCUUUUGAGGCAUUCAGAAAAUUUGUAGUAUCUUUGUGGCUGUUCGACAUAUACAUUAAAAUCGUAAAUUGUGGUUCCAUUGUGACCACAUCAAGAUAGAUCAAAGAAGUUCUUAACGGACUGCAGAAUCUAUUCUCAGCCUUCCACCCAAAGAAUGAGAAAAUCCCUUCAGCUCUGUAUGUUGCACAUACUGAAACAUUAGACCUUGGCUGGUAUGAUUCCUAAUAAUUAUAGCUGAAUUCAAGAAAAUUGCAGGUUUAGGCCUCCUAUAGUAUCAUUUUUUCUGAGUUCAUUAAUGAAUGUGUUUGAGAACCUUUACAGUUGCAUAUUUUACAGAAAUAUCGAUACCAGAUUUGGCUGUUGUCACAGUUCUGUAGCAAGCAUAAUCACAUAAAGUCAGUUGACUGCAUAAUUGGUUGAGUACCACUGUGGACACUGUAUAGAUACGUGCCUCACCUGAAUCAGUAAUACUGUUUCACAUCUUCAUUGUGGUUUCUUCCAAGGAAACAGUGUUUCCUUAUUCAGUACACAGCUUUUUUGGCCACUGACUGUAACUAUUGCAUGGAAUUUGUCUCCUCAAGAAGAAAAUAGUGCUAUAUAUAUAAAUCUCUUCUCUCCGGUGUCAUAUUAUGGUAGAUACAUACUGACAUUUUGUACUUCAUCCUUCUAAAGUCUAACCAUCACUUACACACUCCUUAUUUAUGAAACUACAAGAAACUCUACCUUUAGAGCAUUCAAUAAGUAUGGAAUAUUGUAUUAGUAUUUCACUGAUUCUUGCCCAUCUCCUCCCCCGCCUUUUCCCUUUUCUUGAGAAAUAUUUAAUAUUUUACAAUGUUAUAAAGUAUUUGCAGUUCUUUUUUUGUUAUUAGUUAUUGCUCUAAAUGAGAACUUUAAACAAAUUUAUCUGUUCAUAUUAGUCAUUGCUUUGAUUUGCACUGUUCUGUAAUUUUCUUGUGCCAGUGUAUAUUAAAAUAUGUACAAAUUUGCUGUUGUCCAUGUUGGCUUAUAAGAAUUCAAACUACUGUCCAGUUGACAAUUUUGUAAUUAGAAGUCAGUUCUGUGUCAGGCAGGAAAUAAUUUACAACUACUUUUGUAUUUGCUUUCAUUUUGUACAUCCUGAGUACAAAUUUUCAAGCCAAUUGUAAUAUUACCUUUUAUGGAAAUAAAACCAUGGUUCUAAUUUUAAAUGUUGUGUGGUUUGCAGGUUGCAGAUAUUCUGUGCCAAAUGUUUCUCUGUGUCCAGUAAUUAGAACAUUUUCCCACAUGUCUAAUGAGAACUGCUUUGUAUGUCUCAGUGUGUGUCAAAGUGAUAUAAAUGUGGUUCAAAGCUUUUGGGACUUAUUUACACCGUUGUGUGUUCCAUUUGUGACAAUGUGUGGACCCAUGAAUAAGCUACGAAUUUCGAUUUAGUUUAGGUGGCAAUAGCUGAGACAAAAUAUUUUCGCCCAUUCCCUUUUUAAUGGAAUAUUGUUAUUCCGCAUGAAGUUUUAUAUAGUAAGAAAUAGGAUUUUUAUGAGACUAUGUAUAAAUUACAAGAUUGCAUAUAUUACUUUCACAUCACCAUUAAUAUGCUUUGUAUUGUAAUUUAACUGUAGAAUCACAAAAUUAUAUUAUAAUAUAUAAAAACGAAAUGUAUCAAUAAAUGAUAUUAUUUUUCAUCAUUUGCAACAAUAA